Oryzias latipes (Japanese medaka) is the source of this 1044-nucleotide messenger RNA. RefSeq names its product P1, F-box associated domain containing (gene nccrp1). Gene Ontology annotation, biological process: glycoprotein catabolic process; SCF-dependent proteasomal ubiquitin-dependent protein catabolic process; ERAD pathway. Gene Ontology annotation, cellular component: SCF ubiquitin ligase complex; cytoplasm. The record is from RefSeq and is a predicted model, not a curated record. Gene Ontology annotation, molecular function: ubiquitin protein ligase activity. NCBI's taxonomy places the organism in Eukaryota, Metazoa, Chordata, Actinopteri, Beloniformes, Adrianichthyidae.
CACGUCACGUCACGAGCUCCGGGGGUGGUGGCGAGCUCUUCCACUCCGAACACUUCCGGGAGCGUCAGUCUGCAAUUUGGGCGCAGCAUGAGCGCGGCGGAGUGGAAGAGGAGGUGCGAGGCGGAGUGGGGUCUGCGCGGAGCGCCGAUGCCCGACGGCCUGGACUGGAAGACCAUCUAUGAGGCCAAGCCGCUGGGGAGAAACCUGCUGAGGAACCCUGCGCCUCUCGGUUUAAGUAAAGCCUCUCCCCCACCAGAAAAUGAGCUGCCUGAUGCCCCCCCACGUGGACCUCCGCGCUUUCAGCCUGAAGGUGACUUCUCUGCUUGGACUACGAGCACAGAGGUUCUGCCUUACGACACCAGUGGCAUCCCUGAGGGGGUGGUGGUCUGCGCUCUGCCUCAGUUCAGCUGGUUCACCCUGGAGCAGGUGGUGGACUUGAAGGCGGAGGGCCUGUGGGAGGAGCUCCUGGAUGGUUUUCAGCCUGAAGUCGUCGUUCAGGACUGCUACGAGGAGAGUCAGCUUCAUCAGUCCAUCUACCAGCUGCAGGUGAAGCUUCUUGCUGCAGACAGAAGUACAGUGAUUUCCGAGCACAGCGUGAGCCCCACUGAGGACCUGAGUGUUUACUCACACCAGUGGAAGGAGGUGUCACAUGUGUUCUCCGGUUAUGGACCCGGCGUCAGAUACAUCCACUUCCUGCACCGGCUGAAGAACAGUUUCCUGAACGACUUCUUCCCGACGCGCUUCACGGACAGCUCCGUGGUUAUCCGAGCGGUUCGCUCCGGCUCUUAGCUGCAUCCUGAAUCCAUCUUUCAUCAAGUCUGUGGAAGUUGGAACUAAUGACAAUAAUCUACAAAACAAUCAGAAUAGCAAUAAAUCCUCAGUCAAAGUGCAACCAGAUUUUACUGAUUUAUUUUGAUUUUUAUAGGUUAGAUUGAAUGAUUUAAAUCAAAUUUCCCUCUUUUUUUUCCUGUAAAAAUGCUAAAAAAAUUUAAAACAUGAUUAUUUCUGUUGCUUUUAAAUAAAAAAACUCAAAGAAACUCGGUU